Molecule: messenger RNA, 571 nt
Organism: Xyrauchen texanus (razorback sucker)
Lineage: Eukaryota; Metazoa; Chordata; Actinopteri; Cypriniformes; Catostomidae
Product: NADH dehydrogenase [ubiquinone] 1 beta subcomplex subunit 3-like
Exons: 3
Coding region: 96-380 (94 amino acids)
Biological process (GO): electron transport chain; mitochondrial respiratory chain complex I assembly
Cellular component (GO): mitochondrion
Source: RefSeq, a predicted model, not a curated record
UGACGACACUAUUCAUCUCAGGAAGUAGAAAGGGAACUUCCUGUAUUCCUUGUGCGUUAAUAUUGGAGGUCACUUUGCUUUAAAAAGCAGCAGUCAUGGGUGGAGAUCACGGGCAUGGGCACGGCAAAUUGUCCAUGCCAGACUUCAAAGUGUGGAAAUGGGAAGGAACGCCACUGGAAGUGACCCAGCAGAGGCUUGCUCGAAGAGGACUCCGGGACCCCUGGGCUCGGAAUGAGGCAUGGCGAUAUACAGGCAGUUUUGGCAUCCCCGUUACCUUCCGAGAUAUUCUCCUCCGUGGAUUUAAGGCAGGAUUCGCAGCAUUUGCAGUGGCUCUUGCAGUGGAGUAUGCUUUCUUCCCUCCAAAGAAGUCGGAGCACUAAUGUCAUGGCUUGCCUACAGUAGUUAAAGCUCAGAAGAGCCAGUCACCAUCAGACUCUGUUUCCUGCAGGUUUUAAGCCUGUUGUUGUCUUUCCAUAAAGACAUUAGCCCGUGAAGGGCUUCCUAUACUUAUGUGUUCAAUCAUCAUUAUGUUUCCAAUGACCAGUCUAAAGAAUAAAAAUAAGUGAAUUCA